CCCGGAUCGGGGCAGGCCUCCCGGUGGGCAGCGUGCCCCAGCCCCCGCCAGCCCCCCUGGGGAAGGUCGGGGGUCGCGGGGAGGGUCCCCGGGCAUGUGGACGGCCUGGAUGCUCUGCCUGGCCGUGGCCGCGGCGCCGAAACCUGGGCCGGAGCGGCCGGUGGACGUGGUGCUGGACUGCUUCUUCCUGGAGGAGGCGGCCGUGGGCGGCGGCCAGCCUCCGGGAGGCUUCGGCGGCCGGUCCAGCACGGUCCCCGCCACCCUCGUCCUCAAGCAGCUGCCAGUGCCCGACGACGGGGCCCUGGACGGCUUUACCGACUUCGAGGGGGUCCCCCCGGCGCAGGACCACCACCCCAUCGUCUUCGAGGCCUCGGCGCCUUCGGUGCGGAUCCCCCAGGCCCAGGCCUUGCUGCAUGCCGACUGCGGGGGAGAGAAGGUGGCCUGCGAGAUCUCACCCUAUUUCCCCUGUCGGGGGCCGGGGGCGGCCGCCUGCUUCGUUGGGACCCUGCACGUAUCCGGGAGCGGCCCCCGGGUCUCCCUGGUGAUGAGGAUCCCGAGGGGCGUCCAAGAGGGGGCUGCCCUGCACCCCAAGCUCCAGCUGCCCCUGAGCCCCCAAGGGACGGUCCUGGCCACAGUGGAGUUCCAGGUGAGCACGACUACGGCAACCCUACACUCCCGGCUCGGGGGCUCCUCAGCCCUGCACUGCAGUUUCUCCGCAGCCGCUGCCUCCGGCCCCCCCAGCGUGGACUGGCGCCUUCAGCACAAGGGCCGUGGCCGGGGCGUGGUCAGCUGGACCGCGGCGGGUGGCAAGAGCCAGGCCGAGCGGGCAGGGGCCCGGCUGGAGCCUGAGGAACAGCACGGGGUGUGGGACGCCACACUGACCCUGUCGGGCCUGACGGUGGAGGACGAGGGGGCUUACAUCUGCCAGGUCUCCGCUGGCCAGCACAAGACCCAGCAGAUCAUCCGGCUUAGCAUUCUGGAACCACCUAAGGUGCGGCUGACGGUGACCCCCGGGCCCUCCUUUACCACCCUGACGUGCCACAUCACUGGCUACUACCCCCUGGAUGUGACUGUGACAUGGAUCCAGGAGGAGGCCGAGGCUGCCCUUCCCUCCUCCCCUGCGCCAGGCUCUGGGCCUGCCCCGGCCCCCGUGCCAGGCUCCUCGUUGUCCAGCCACCGCCAGAACGCCGCUGGCACCUUCAGCGUCUCCUCCACCCUGCGCGUCCAGCCCGGCUCCACAGGCGCCAGCUACACCUGCCAGGUUGCCCACGUCUCCCUGGAGGAGCCCCUUACUGCCACCGCCAGGGUUGCCCUGCCAGAACCAGAAUCCACCUCCUCUGGUCUCCUGGUGGCCACUGGCCUCUUCCUCUUCGGGCUCCUGGUCCUGGGACUUCGGCGAUGGCCCGGCAUCCCUCUCCCCCCCAGCUCAACCAAGACCACCCCCAGGCACUUGGGGUAAAGGUCUCCUAUGGCCCCCUCCCCCUCAUCACCCCCAACACAGCUAAGCCUCAGGAACCAGGAGCAGGAAGAGGAGGCGGCAUCCUCUGGUGGCCCCACUCCUCUCGUCCAUCACCCAUCCAGGGGCUGGUGCCAGGAGAGGAACUUGAGGUUGGAGGCAGCAUGAAGAUUCUGAAUUAAUCCCCCUCCCAAUAAGCAACACCUCCCGAGUUUUGGGGGACAGUGGGGCCGGUGCUCUCGGGAGCCAUGGGACCGGUGAGCCAAGGUACCAGCUAUGGAAGCCAGUGUGACUACCCCAGCCAUCCAGGCCAAAAUCCAGUCUUGCUCCCCUCUUCAGUCUCCUACCACAUCUGGCAGCUUCCAAGCGGAGCAGUUAGGACCCCAGACCAGCUGUGUCUAACAUCCUCUCUUUGCAGCACCCCCGCCAUGCCUGCUUUCCAGCCAAAUGGUCCUGGGUGGCUGACUACCCCCUUCCCGAGGGAACCAGGCCUCAAUGGGUGGGCUUGAAUCCGCGUCCAGAGGACAGGUGGAAUGCACCAAGGGCCGGGGGGCUGCCCGCCUCCCAGCCAGGUGACUCUCCAGGAACUGACCAAGCCCACCCUGGGGCCACACGCCAGUCUCCUACCCCUGACCGACAGGGGUGGUAGGUGAGGAACAAGGAAAUGCCCCAUACUGACAGCAUAAAUAAAGCUCAACCCACCUCGAA
Molecule: messenger RNA, 2164 nt
Organism: Tachyglossus aculeatus (Australian echidna)
Lineage: Eukaryota; Metazoa; Chordata; Mammalia; Monotremata; Tachyglossidae
Gene: TAPBPL
Product: TAP binding protein like
Exons: 7
Coding region: 95-1459 (454 amino acids)
Source: RefSeq, a predicted model, not a curated record